AUGCAUCCAUCUGCUGUGCAAAAUGCUUCCUACUACAUGGGCCCACAUGGGGAACCCUCUCUGUCACGCACUGGCUUCCUCAUCCUCUCCAUCAUUAUGGCAAUUUUUACCGUUCCGGCCAUCAUACUCAACGCUACAGUGAUCAUCGUGUCCCUCUUGCACAAGCAGCUGAGGCAGCCGCUCAACUUCGCUCUGGUGAACAUGGCUGUGGCUGACCUGGGAACAGCUAUGACUGGAGGGGUCCUGUCCGUGAUCAACAACGCCCAGGGGUACUUCUCCCUGGGAAGAACAGGCUGUGUUAUGGAGGGCUUUGCAGUGUCCUUUUUUGGCAUCACAUCUUUGUGCACAGUGGCUCUGAUUGCAGUGGAGAGGAUGUUUGUCGUGUGUAAACCAUUGGGACAGAUUACCUUUCAAAAAAAGCAUGCGUUAGGAGGCAUAGCCUUGUCCUGGCUGUGGUCCCUCACCUGGAACACCCCUCCCCUGUUUGGCUGGGGCAGGUAUGAGCUGGAGGGUGUCGGGACGUCCUGUGCACCGGACUGGCACAACCGAGACCCUCACAACGUCUCCUACAUCCUGGCUUACUUUGCAGUGUGCUUUGCAGUUCCCUUUUUCCUUAUAAUAGCAUCCUACUCGAAAUUAAUGUGGACAUUACACAAGGUAUCCAAGAUGGCCUGUCUGGAAGGCGGUGCGGUGGCUAAAGGAGAGGCGAAGGUGGCGUCCAUGGUGGUUUUGAUGGUCCUCACAUUUCUCAUCAGCUGGUUGCCUUACGCCGGCCUGGCCAUGCUGGUGGUCUACAACCCGGAUGUGGAGAUUCACCCGCUGGUGGCCACAGUGCCUGUUUACCUGGCCAAGAGCAGCACUGCGUACAACCCUAUCAUCUACAUCUACCUCAACAAACAGUUUCGUAAAUACGCAGUUCCCUUCCUGCUGUGUAGGGCAGAGCCUUCGGAGGACGAAGAGACAUCAGAGAUGACGACUGUGGAGAGCAACAAAGUGUCUCCCGACUGA
Molecule: messenger RNA, 1008 nt
Organism: Notothenia coriiceps (black rockcod)
Lineage: Eukaryota; Metazoa; Chordata; Actinopteri; Perciformes; Nototheniidae
Product: parapinopsin-like
Exons: 4
Coding region: 1-1008 (335 amino acids)
Biological process (GO): visual perception; G protein-coupled receptor signaling pathway
Cellular component (GO): membrane
Molecular function (GO): G protein-coupled receptor activity
Source: RefSeq, a predicted model, not a curated record